Messenger RNA from Agrilus planipennis (emerald ash borer), 9828 nucleotides. Its product is annotated as cubilin-like. The annotation marks the transcript as partial. NCBI's taxonomy places the organism in Eukaryota, Metazoa, Arthropoda, Insecta, Coleoptera, Buprestidae. The record is from RefSeq and is a predicted model, not a curated record. Gene Ontology annotation, molecular function: calcium ion binding. The transcript has 55 exons.
AUGACUAAGUUCUCGAACGAACGUGGAAGCAAUGCCAGAAAAACAGUUAUCAAUAGAAGAAUAUCGCUUCUUAACGGCAAAGUCCGCAGACUAAUAAGAUUAUUAAAUAUAGACGAAUGUGCAAGUAAUCCUUGUCGGAAUGGUGCUAAUUGUAAAGACAUUUACAAUGGAGUAUUAUGUUUUUGUACUGACGGCUGGGAGGGACGUCGCUAUCCUCGAAUUGUGGAGAAGGAUGGUGUAAUUUGCUUAGAGAAGGACAAUGUGGACCAUUCUACCAUAAUUUACACGAUUUUAAUAACUUUGGUUCUACACCUCGCGAUAUUAGAUCUGCGGGGCUCUCCUUUGAUCCCACGUGAAACCAGCAUUUACAAAAGGACAGUCUUUGAAUUUCAGCUACUCUGUUGGGGCUUAUAUUGUGAAAAUGACAUUAAUGAAUGUCAACGUUUCACUCAUACAGACUUAGGGUGCCAGAAUGGAGCUACAUGUGUGAAUACUCCUGGGAGUUAUGAGUGCAAAUGUUUAAACGGGUGGCACGGUAUUCACUGCACUGAAAGGUCGACUGAUUGUAAUUCCGGAUCAUCAGCUGAACUUUGUGGCCACGGUACGUGCAUAAAUGAAAAUAGUGCUGAAGGAUAUAAGUGUAUAUGUGAACAGGGUUGGAAAAGUGAUAAAACAAAUCCAGCUUGUAUAGUGGAUGUUGAUGAAUGUUCGCUGGACAAGCCAUCAUGUUCCAUUAAUCCUCUAGUCGCAUGUAUUAAUACCCCUGGUUCUUAUAUAUGUGGACAUUGUCCUGCAGGGUACACCGGAAAUGGUUUUUAUUGUGCAGAUAUUGAUGAAUGUGCAAUUUUUAAUGGUGGCUGCAGCGUUUCUCCUACUGUACAAUGUAUAAAUACACAGGGAUCAAGAAUAUGUGGUCCAUGCCCUCCUGGCUAUGUUGGAGACGGUUUUUCUUGUAGCUAUCGAGGCAUAUGUCAUGUAAAUAAUGGCGGAUGCCAUUAUUUGGCUCAAUGUAGAGAUAACCCAAGAAUAAGUUCUACGUUUGUAGAGUGUUUUUGUCCUGAAGGCUUUGUAGGAUCAGGAAUUGGACCUAAUGGGUGUACAAAAAGAACUGGUGGAGAUCCAUGUUCAUCAAGUCCAUGUUUAUAUGGAACCUGCGUCUCCCGAGAUGAAAAUACGUAUGAAUGUCAUUGUACAUCUCAGUUUGAAGGGCGAAAUUGUGAUAAAAGAAAGAAUCCCUGUUCUCCCAAUCCAUGUUUAAAUGGGGCUUCUUGCAUACAAGUUUUCAACAUCUCCUUUGUUUGCAACUGUACUGCUUCAUUUACGGGACCCUUAUGUAACCAAGAAAAACAGGCUUGUGGUGGAAGGUUAACUCAUGAAUUUGGAACAUUGGAAUAUCCUCCACCUGGUGCAUCAUUAAGUAAUCAAAGGAGCAACUGCGCGUGGUUAAUUGAAACUAAACAAAAUCUUACCCUAAAUAUAGUUUUUGAUAAAUUUAACGUAUACAAGAGCGUUGAUUGCCAGACAGAUUGGUUGCAGAUACAUGAUGGGGCAAACACAGCCGCUCAUUCCUUGGGUCGUUUCUGUGGGGAUACCCUUCCAGCAAAUGGAAGAAUUACCACUUCCCACAAUAGUGUUUUCAUGUGGUUGAAAUCAGAUCAUUCAAAUAGUAACUUUAGGAUAACAUGGAAUAGUUCUGUACCAGCUUGUACCGACUACAUAACUUUUACUUCUCAUGGAGUUCUACAAUCACCAGGAUCGCCAGGAAAUUAUCCUCUAAAUAGAGAAUGUGAAUGGCACUUGAGUGCUCCUCCAGGGAAACGAAUCGAGUUCCAUUUUUUUAAAUUGGAUAUUGGCCACGAGACAAACUGUACAGGAGAUUAUGUAGAGUUUCUAGAUAGUUCUACAUCGUUAAAACGACGACUAGCUAAAUACUGUGAAACAUCUCAACCAGAGCCUCUAACAUCCUUUGGUUCAGAUGUGGAAGUUCGUUUUCAUUCAGACGAAGUUGGAUCUCAUUCUGGCUUUCAGAUAUCAUAUACAGCUAUCGAAAGUUUGCCUGGCUGUGGUGGAGUUUUUACAUCGAAUAAAGGUGAAAUACAAUCUCCAAUGAUAGACGGACGAUAUCCGAGCGAUAUUAUUUGUGAAUAUGUAAUAAAAUCUGACAGCGGCUCAAGAAUAAAAUUAACGUUUCUUAAAUUUGAAUUAGAGGAAGCCACUGACUGUGACUACGAUUACUUAGAGUUACAUGAAGGUGCAAACUCAUUAGCACCAUUAAUAGGUAAAUAUUGCGGAAAAGAGUUACCAGCUUCAUAUACAUCCAUAGAAAAUGUCUUGUGUAUUAUUUUUAAAUCGGACUUCAGUUUACAAGAAGGAGGAUUUAUUAUCAAAUACGAAACAGUGUGCGGUGGAAUAUUUGAAGAACAAUCUGGAACUAUUUCUUCUCCAGGAUAUCCAUCAAAUUACCCUGAAGAUAGAAUAUGCGUAUACGAAAUAAUCCAACCUGCUGGUAAAAUAAUUGAACUAGUUUUUCAAGAUGUAGACCUGGAAAAUUCUUUGCAUGUGUGCAGCUUCGAUUACAUAGAGGUGAGAGAUGGCCAUAAUGAAAAUUCUACUUUAUUGGGCACGCUUUGUGAGAAGCCAUCUAGCUUUUUAUCAACUUACAAUUACCUUUUUAUUAAAUUUGUUUCCGACAUCAGCAUAACAGGAAGGGGAUUUAUAGCAAACUAUUCGACAGUUGAUAUAGAAUGUGGAGGCUUAUUGACAAAGGAUAGAGGAUCAAUAACUAGUACCAACAAUUAUUUCAAUAAUAUGAACUGCUCAUGGCUACUUAUCGCUCCUGCAGGAAAAAUUAUAAAAUUGACGUGGGACACAUUUAGUCUUGAAGACUGUCCGUACGAUCAUGUCAUUGUUUACGAUAUAUCAAAUACUUUUGGUAAAAGAGAAAUUGGGACAUAUUGUGGUUUUCGAAUUCCUCCAAUUAUAAUGAGUUCCGAAAAUAUGCUGGAGAUUCAGUUUAUCACCGAUGCAACCAAAACCACUGGUCAGUUUUCUCUUAAUUACGUAUUUUUGGAGGAUAAAAAUGUUUGCGGUGGUUCAUUUUUUACGACUUCUGGUAUUAUUAAAUCACCUAAUUUUCCUAACGAAUAUCCAUCAAGAAAUACAGAUUGCGACUGGAUUAUACAUGUAGGUGCUGGACAACAGAUAAUGCUCAAUGUAACCGAUUUUGCCUUGGAGAAUAAUGAGUGCCGGUAUGAUUGGUUGGAAAUUCGAAAUACAGACUGCGACUGGAUUAUACAUGUAGGUGCUGGACAACAGAUAAUGCUCAAUGUAACCGAUUUUGCCUUGGAGAAUAAUGAGUGCCAGUAUGACUGGUUGGAAAUUCGGCUUGAUUUCCAUUUGGAGAUUCUGUCUGGUCUUGUCGAUGAAAUGUUUGAGUCGCAAGAAAGUUGUGGAGGCGCUUUGUCAUCUCCAGAUGGAGUGAUUAUAUCACCUCAAUACCCUGAAUCCUACAGCAGCAAUUUGGAGUGUUAUUGGCGUAUAUCAACGAACGUUGGUUCUUUCCUCAGAAUAACAAUUACAGAUAUUGAACUGGAACAGUCCGAUUGCAACUCAGAUUACAUUCAGAUUUACGAUGGCUUGCAAAAUUCAAAGCUUCUAGGAGUGUUUUGCACCAUGAAAAAUGUAGUUCCCAUUCAUUCAACGUCAAAUCAUGUUGGCAUUAAAUUUGUAUCCGACGGGGCCAUAGAAGGACGUGGAUUCCAUUUGCAAUAUUCUACAGAUUGUAGAAAUACUGUUACUGGGUUCAAUGGGGCCAUAGAGAGUCCUAAUUUUCCUAAUAACUUUCCUCAUGAAAUGAAUUGCACAUGGAAAAUUGAAGUGUUACGAGGGAAUAAGAUAAACCUGACCAUUUCUCGUUUAAGUCUUUUAAGGGAAUUCCAAUUGGAUUCGAAGAAUUGUUCUAUAAAUUAUUUAGAGAUAUGGAGCAUCAAUAAAAAUUCCGAAAGGAACAUGAUUGAGAGAUACUGUAGUGAUCUUAAUUAUGAGACCCAGUUAACUGUAAAUUCCGAUAAAGUUGAAAUACACUUUGCAACUGAUAGCUCAUUUAUUGGAGAUGGAUUUCGAUUGGAAUGGCAACAAUUUGGAUGUGGCGGUAUUUUGAAACGUCCUUCAGGAAGUUUUACGUCUCCUAACUAUCCGCAAUUCUAUCCUCCUGGCGUUACGUGUAAAUGGAUUAUUGAAGUAAAUUAUGGAAAUAGUGUGGAAUUACUUUUCAAAGAAAUUGACACAGAAGACAGAUUUAAAUUUGGAAAUGAUUAUAUAGAAGUCAUUAAUGGGCCCGAAAGUGAUUAUCCUGUUCUAACUACUUUGAGUGGUCGUCAUUCUAAGCCCGUUGUAGUAACAAGUACCGGAAAUUUUAUGACCGUCUUAUUUAUUAGUGGCGAUUUAAGUAUGAAUGGGAAUGGAUUCAUAGCUAGUUAUUCUUCUAUUCCUUCAAAGUGUGGAGGAAAAUUUACGGCUUUCUUUGGUUCGUUUCAUUCACCUAAUUAUCCAUACAAUUAUCAACUCCAAGAAAGCUGCGAAUAUUACAUUGAAAUAGAAGACAGUCAUACAAUAGAACUGCUUUUUGUUGACUUUGACAUUGCAAGUGAUCCUUCCUGCAAUCAAAGUUAUAUUAAAAUAUAUGACGGUCCUACACAAGCAUAUCCCACGUUGAAAAAGUUGUGUGGGAAUCAAAAAUUCAACGGAACCAUCAAAUCGUCUUACAAUCAUAUGCUUGUGGAGUUUGUGGCAAAUUAUUCAUACACCGCUAAAGGAUUUAUUGCCGAUUAUAUAACGGCAUGUGGUGCGCGAAUAACUACAGAAGAUAGUGGUAUUAUUGGAAAACGUACCUCUUUGCAAUAUGGCGGCAACAGUUAUUGCAUUUGGACAAUAUCUGCUGCAAAUCCAUCCCAGCAUAUUUAUUUAACAUUUACUCACAUAUUUCCCGACAAUUCCUUCUCUGACGAUAAUUCCACUGUCAUUGCGACGGUCCAUAACGGUGACAGCGACACUGAUCCAAUUUUACUAAAACUCACUCCGCUCAACGGCCAGCAAGAAGUUUAUACAACCACGAGCACCGGUGAUAGUUUACAUAUUAUAACUCGAAACGAUAUUGAAUUUGAAGCAUCUUAUUCUAUUCUUGAAACAAGCUGUGGAGGUAUGUUUAGUCAUAUGAACGGCUACUUCGCUUCUCCUUAUUUUCCGAAAAGUUAUCCAGUAAAUAUGGAAUGUGAAUGGAUUAUUCAAACAUCUCCUGGGUGGUCGGUGUCAUUGAGCUUUGACCAUUUUGAUAUCCUGGAUUCUGAAGAAUGCGAUGUAGAUUUUCUGGAGAUACGAGAAGCAAAUUCAACUGGAAAAGUAUUACAAAUACUAUGUGGUGACACAAUACCCGCAACUGUGUCUUCACGGAUGAACUUAUGGGUACUGUUUAAAAGUUCUGAAUCAAACUUAACCGGAACUGGUUUCAAAGUGCAUUUUAGCCUAAGCCCUGCAAGUGAAUUAAGUGGUUCAUUUGGACAAAUUAUGUCUCCCUUUUAUCCAUUGUAUACUGCACACGAUAUCAGUACUCAUUGGAAAAUAACAGUUCCUUUUGGACACUGCAUUUCACUAGACCUUAAAAAUAUUUACAAUAGGCUGUGUGUUGAGUUUAAACUACUGGCAAAGGUACUUUGGGUAUUUGAUGGGCACGACAACAAUGCCAGACUUCUAUAUAGUGGUUGCAGUGUAUCAGAUAAACCAAUAAGAUCUACAUCAAACGUAUUGUAUAUCAAAUGGGAAUCCAUUUAUGAUUCCAGAUUUUCAUUGGCAUGGAAUGAUAUGGGGAAAUGCACUAAUACAAUGAACACCAAUAUCGCUCGAAAAUCUUCUAAAUGUGGUGAAGAAAUAGCAAUUGACAUGUCAUUAGUUUCCAAUUAUAAAUUAACAUCACCUGGUUAUCCUCAUGGUUAUGGUUCCAAUUUGGAAUGCACAUGGACAUUUUAUACUAUGGUACCAGAAAACCAUUUAGCUAUUAAUUUUAAUGAUAUCAAUCUUGAUAAUAAUAUUGAUAAGUGCUUCUUUGACAAAAUUGAAAUUUACACUGAAAAUGAAUUAAAUGGAUGGAAAAUUCAAGAUACAGUCUGUUUGCCUAAUGCAACAAAUGCGGUUUUCAAUUAUGGAAGUUCUGUUAGAAUUAUUUUCAAGAGUAAUCGGUACGGAAACGGUUCUGGAUUUUCUGCGAAUGUUUUACAAGAGUGUGGUGGAAGUAUUACUGAAAGUAAUGGCUUGAUUAAUAUAAAUGAUACGUAUUUGAAAAUGUAUCAAUCAAACUCUACAAGUAGACUAAUAUGUCAAUGGAAUAUCACUGUUAAAACGGGAAGAAUACUAAAUGUAACCCUACUUGAACUGAAUUUACAAAAUGAAAAUAAUGACUGCAGUAACUAUAUUAUGCUCAGGAACGGUUUAUUUCCUAAUUCACCUUUCCUUGGGCAAGGAAAAUAUUGUACCGAUUUAUCCGAAAACGUUAACACAACAGCAAACUUUCUAUACAUCAAAUACAACGCUUCAUUAUCUGCUGGCUUUAAAUUGCAAUUUCAAGAGGUGGGUGUAAAUUGUGGAGAAGAAAUCAGAUUAACGGAAUUCGAUACGGAAACUAUAAUAUAUACUCCUAAUUAUCCAAAUAUUGCACCACCUCAUACGGAAUGCUCUUGGAUAAUAUCUGCUCCUCCCAGUAGAAUAUUAAGAUUGGAUUUUAUCGAUAGAUUUGAUCUUACUACAUCAGACGGUUGCUACCUAGAGCGAGUAGAAGUUCGCGAUGGAAGUACACGGUUUUCUCCUGAACUUGGUAUUCUUUGUGGUCAACGUCCAAAUUCAUUAUUUUCAACAAACAACUUCAUGUUCAUUAAAUUUCUAACAGAUAUUGAUGAGCCCAGCAACGGAUUUAAAGCAAAAAUUACAAUGGCUGAAUGUGGAGGAUUUAUAACAGGGUCCCAAGGAGAAAUUAAGCUACCAAUACAUAGUAAAUCAAAUUAUUUUGGAAAAUCUAAUUGCACGUGGCACUUAAUGGGACCUGCUUAUCACUACAUAAACAUGACAUUUACUGAAAUUGAUCUACCACCAAGUGAUGCCAAUGGUUGUGUUUCUGUCGAUCAUAUAGAAAUAAAGGAAAAGAUACCUGUAAAUAAUGAAGAAAAGAUUAUUGGGUUAUAUUGCGGAAAUACUAAUCCUGGAUCAAUUUUAUCUUCCAGUAAUGAAAUAACAAUCAAAUUCAUAAAUGUUGGAAAUUCCGAAAGUGUACCGAAGUUUAGACUAGUCUUUGAGUCUGGUAGAGAAUCUUGUGGUGAAACAUUCAACAUGGAUGAGGGAGUAUUUACGUCACCUGGCUAUCCUAAUCUUGUCCAAAGUGACGUAUACUGUGAAUGGACAAUCACGGUAUCCAAUGGAAGACGAAUUACAUUAGAAUUCCUAGACUUAGAGUUAAGUUCGAAUUUACAACAUGAACAAGGCAUUGCUUACUCUUUUGGACAAGAUCCGCGAAGUGAUGUCGCAUUUUUGAAAAAAUAUGAAUCCGGCCAAAUAAUUAAAUCAUCAGAAAAUGUUUUAAUUCUGUAUUUUUGGAACUAUAUACCAUCAAAUGUUCGUGGAUUUAAAGUUCAAUUUUCAUCAAAUGAACCCACAGCAUGUGCUUCAGAUUUUUCUAAGCUAUCUGGAGUGCUUACUCCACCAGGAGAGAAUAUGACGCAUUACACUUGCUCUUGGGUUCAUGUAAUAAAUAGUGAUAAUGGACAAACAUUAAGCCUCUCUAUACAAUUGAAUAGUAAUAUUAAUAAAGGAAAUCACUUUUGUGCUACUUACGAUUCUGUUUUGGAUGUAAUAAUUGGAGAUUCAACCCCCUUGGCCAAGUUUUGUGCUGGCUACCAAAGUUCUGUCAUACUAUCACCAUAUAUUGUUACAAAGAUCAAUGUUUACAAAAGUGAAUCACACAACUUCAACUUUACCGUUGAUUACGAAACAUAUCCUUGUGGGGGGAUAAUAUCUGAUCCUAUAGGUUCUAUUUCCAGUCCAAAUCUGCUAGGUCCCUUAAAUGGAAAAAUUGAUUGUGCAUGGAUAUUUAAAUUACCCUCUGACGAAGCUAUAAUGGUUAACUUCACUACCUUCCAUUUUAACUCAAACUGUGACGACUCGCAUUUAACUAUGUAUAGCGGUAGUUCACCAAUGAGUCCACGAAUAGGAAAAUUCUGUAGAGAUCAGUUGCCAAAAGAUUUCCACAUUCAAAACAACGAGUUGCUAAUACAAUAUCAUCAGAACGACAAAAGUAAAAUAUUAAACAAUUUUACUUUAUCAUAUGAAACAGUAAGUGAAGGGUAUCCAAAAAAUUAUCCAGAAAAUUUACAUUGUGUAUAUGAAAUUCAUGCGCCUGGAAAAGUAAUUAACAUCGUAUUCAGUGAUUUCAAUUUAGAGAAAUCGCUUGACUGUAAAUUUGAUUACAUUUCCAUAACUGCCCGACUUAGAAGGGGGAAAUCUGACUUGCGAGCUCCAAAAUUGUAUUGUGGGUCAAACAAACCAGCUCCAUUACGUUUCCAAGACUUUAUCGCAAUAACAUUUAAUAGUGAUUCUAGUUCGGUUGACAAAGGCUUUAAAUUCUCUUUUAGUACAGAUGAUUGCGGUGGUAGAAUAACAGCACCUACAAUAAUAUCUUCUCCAAGAAGGGAGGGAUACGUUCAAAAAAGCUCCUUCGAUUAUUUAACUACCUAUUCUUCGUGCCUUUGGAAUAUCACCGCUCCUUCAAAUAAACAUGUUAUUGUAGAGUUUAAACUGUUUGAAUUGAUGCACAGUCACGGAUGUAAUUUUGAAUAUUUAGACGUGUAUGACGGAUUUCAAUUAGACGCAAAUUUAAAAUUAUCACGUUUGUGCGGAAAUCUUACAGAUAGUCCUCCUGUAUUUAAAUCAACUGGAAAUUCACUCCUACUUAACUUAAGAACAAGCUUUUCUGGCAAUAAUGCUGGUUUUCAGGCCUAUGUUUAUUUCCAAUAUGGUGCGGAAGUGGGUUGUGGUGGCAAUUUGUUCAUCAAUGAAACUCGAGUAAUUUCUCCAUCAAACAUUUCCGCUAUAAUGGAUUGUCAGUGGCAAAUCAAAACAACGGAACCGUCUGUAAUAAAAAUUGAAUUUCUUGAGCUUAAUUUAGAAGGCUGUUUCUAUCAUGAUUCUAAUAUUAACAAUACCAGUUGUAUUCCUACAUACAUACAAAUUCAUGAUGGACCUAGUUUUGUAUCCGAAACAAUGGAUAUCUUAAAUAGCUCUUGGCACGUUUUGCCAACCUACCUGACUACAAGCAAUUAUCUAUGGAUUCGAUUUUUGGGGCUAAAUCUACCAAUUACUGGAUUUCGAAUACGUUUAAGACCUAUAAGCUCGCCAUGUGGCACAUCGGUACUUAAGGUAACAAAUGAAACAGGUACACUAAUGUCACCAAAGUAUCCUGAAAGUUACCCUAACAAUAUUAGAUGCAAAUGGUUGUUAAACACCAAUGAUUACUUUGAGAAGAUAAAAAUUGAAUUUAUUGACUUUGAUUUAACUUAUAAUCAAGAUAAAUCAUUUUGCAAAGAAGACAGAAUAGAAAUUUCUGAUAAACACAGUUUCAAUAAAGUUACAGAUGCCUUGGGCACAACAACUCUACUCCGUGGAAAACAUGCAUAUCCAGCGUUUGCUGCUAUUUGGAUACCAACAGAUACUCAUCAAUUCUGUGGAAGAAAUUCAAGUGGCUUUACUUAUUAUUCCGGAAGCAACGAAGUUAUUGUUUCCUUUUAUGGUAGC